GUAAGGUAGCCUUUGAAGCCUGCAAUUAACCAGUUAGCUAGCUAAGCUAGGAGCGACACUGGUCUUGAGCUAGCUAGUGUGGUCGGCCAUGGAGUACAGCUCAAGGAGGGUCUCCUGCUGCGUCGCGCUGGCCGCCGUGCUGCUCCUGUCGUCGCGCACGCUCGGCGGCGCCGCCGGCGGCGCGCCGCGGCGGCUGCUGCAGAUCAGCGAGGCGCAGCAGUUCGUGGUGCCGCAGACGCACCUCCGCGCGAUCUACGGCCUGCACCCGCUCAAGUGGAGCAGCGACCUGGCGGACCUGGCGACGCGGUGGGCGGACCAGUACAAGGGCGACUGCGCGGCGGCGUCGGCGGCGUCGGCGGCGGGCGGCGUGAACGUGUUCCGCGGCUACGGCGGCGAGGCGUGGCAGCCGAGCGACGCGGUGGCGGCGUGGGCGGAGGAGGCGCAGCACUACGACUACGGCGCCAACGCGUGCGCGGCGGGCAAGGAGUGCGGCCACUACAAGCAGAUGAUGUGGCGCGACAGCACGCAGGUCGGCUGCGCCACCGUCACCUGCUCCUCCGGCGAGACGCUCAUGGCGUGCCACUACGAGCCGCAGGGCAACAUCAUGGGGCAGAAGCCCUUCUGAUCCACGGGCUAAUCGUAAUUAGGAUCUACCCGGUCUUGAUAUGCUAGUUAAUAUGCUUUGCAUUAAUCUUGAUACGUACUAUAAUUUAUCUAUGGUUAUUAGUUGGGGCUGAAUUAGAUCGAAGAUCGAUGCUAUGAUUUUUGGUCGUGCGUUUUGUUUAUGCCAUAAGGAUCAAACCUAUCUCUUCGAAUAUCAUCGAUGUCAUCAGCUCUUAGCUAGUUUUGUUCGAUUUUUUCAUUCUGCAUGACGCCGCUUAUGAGCUUAUCCAGGUAAUACUGGGCAAAAUGAAAACAUACAUUACUCCUUCACUUCAAAA
This is a messenger RNA of Oryza sativa Japonica Group (Japanese rice), 941 nucleotides long. Its product is annotated as pathogenesis-related protein PRB1-3. NCBI's taxonomy places the organism in Eukaryota, Viridiplantae, Streptophyta, Magnoliopsida, Poales, Poaceae. The record is from RefSeq and is a predicted model, not a curated record. Gene Ontology annotation, cellular component: extracellular region.